Molecule: messenger RNA, 993 nt
Organism: Ascochyta rabiei
Lineage: Eukaryota; Fungi; Ascomycota; Dothideomycetes; Pleosporales; Didymellaceae
Product: Pyridoxine 4-dehydrogenase
Exons: 3
Coding region: 1-993 (330 amino acids)
Cellular component (GO): cytoplasm
Source: RefSeq, a predicted model, not a curated record
AUGCCGGAACUCGUAGGCAAGCAAGUCGGACAAAUAGGCUUCGGCCUCAUGGGCCUCACAUGGCGCCAAAGCCCCCCACCCAAGGAGCAGAGUUUCGAGACGAUGCGCACGGCGCUGUCUCUGGGCGCCAACAAUUGGAACGGCGGCGAACUGUACGGGCCUCCUGAUGCCAACUCACUGCAGCUUCUUAACGAGUACUUCACAAAGUACCCAGAGGACGCGGACAAGGUUGUGCUUUCCAUCAAGGGCGGCUUGCUGCCGGGCCAAAUGAAGCCUGAUGGCAGCCAGAAGAACGUGCAGCGCAGUAUCGACGAGUGUUUGAAGUGGCUCGAUGGCAAGAAGAGUCUUGAUCUCUUCGAAUGUGCGCGUGUGGACCCCAACACGCCCAUUGAAGACACUAUCAGCUACAUCGCCGAGUACGUCAAGGCCGGCAAGCUCGGCGGCAUCAGUCUGUCCGAAGUGGGCGCAAACUCGAUCCGCAAGGCGGCCGGCGUGCACAAGAUCUCGGCUGUCGAGGUCGAGUUCUCACUCUUCUGUACCGAUAUCCUCGAGAACGGCGUUGCAAAAGCAUGCGCAGAGCUGAACAUCCCCAUCGUGGCGUACUCGCCUCUUGGCCGGGGGUUCUUGACGGGCAGGUACAAAAAGCACAGUGACUUGGAGCCCGACUCGAUGCUGCGUCACCUGCCGCGGUUCCAGCCAGACGUUUUCGACGAGAACGUCAAGCUGGUGCACGCAGUUGAGGGGAUUGCGCAGAAGAAGGGCGUCACGCCUGGACAGAUUGCAUUGGGGUGGGUGUUGCACCAGAGCGGUAAGGCAGGAAUGCCUACCUUCAUCCCCAUCCCGGGAGCUACCACAUCGGCGAGGGUCAAGGAGAACAUGAAGCCUGCGCAGCUCGACGAGGCGGACAUGAAGGAGCUCUCCGCGAUUCUGGAAAAGUUCCCAAUUGUUGGCGAUAGGUACCACAAGGAAGUUGCGGCGCUGUCCUGGGCUUGA